Messenger RNA from Solanum tuberosum (potato), 2253 nucleotides. Its product is annotated as probable amino-acid acetyltransferase NAGS1, chloroplastic. The coding region runs from base 204 to 1988 and encodes 594 amino acids. Gene Ontology annotation, molecular function: L-glutamate N-acetyltransferase activity, acting on acetyl-CoA as donor. The record is from RefSeq and is a predicted model, not a curated record. Gene Ontology annotation, cellular component: cytoplasm. NCBI's taxonomy places the organism in Eukaryota, Viridiplantae, Streptophyta, Magnoliopsida, Solanales, Solanaceae. Gene Ontology annotation, biological process: L-arginine biosynthetic process. The transcript is spliced from 10 exons.
AUUGAACAAAUGCACCAGUCAAACCUAAUUACUGAGGACCCGUACACGUGGCGAGUCGUUAGUUACCGGUACAAAUUCUUCUAACUCCACCUACCCCCAACGCCACCCCAUUCAGCAGGCAGCUGGCAUAGCCCGCCGCCGCCAAAAAGCCCACUACUGUAUCGGAGUUUUGCGUGCAUUUGCUUGCUCAAACCUGAGCAACCAUGGCUGCUUUGUGUGGCAAUAGUAUUUGGACUCCUCAAGCUCGAAAUUGUUUUCAGCGGGGAAUAACUAGUUUUAAUUCGUUAAAGUUUUUACCUUUUCAAGUUAAUCGUUGUAAGAGAUUGUGGAGUAGGUCAUUGAAGUGCAGGGUUUUGGGGGAAACGGACGAUGUGGGUUUUGAAGUGAGUAGUGCCAUAAAAGACGAUCUAUUUGUUGGGUUUUUCAGAGAAGCAUGGCCUUACUUUCUUGCACAUCGAGGAAGCACGUUUGUUGUUUUAAUCUCAGCUGAAAUUGUUGAUAGCCCUCAUUUGGAUCAUCUUCUCAUGGAUAUCUCCCUCCUUCAUGGUCUGGGAAUCAAAUUUGUUCUUGUACCAGGAACUCAUGUUCAGAUUGACCGGCUUCUGACUGAAAGGGGAAGUGAGGCCAAGUAUGUAGGCCGCUACAGAAUUACAGACCCUGAUUCACUCGAGGCAGCUAUGGAUACAUCUGGAAGAAUUCGUCUCAUGAUAGAGGCGAAGUUGUCACCUGGCCCUUCAUUGACUGGUGUCCGCCGACAUGGAGAUAAUAGUCGCUGGCAUGAUAGUGUUGGUGUUGCCAGUGGUAAUUUUCUAUCAGCGAAGAAAAGAGGAGUUGUCGAAGGAAUUGAUUAUGCUUCAACUGGUGAAGUAAAGAAGGUAGAUGUUUCUCGAAUUCGCGAGAGGCUUGAUCAGGAUUCCAUAGUGCUAUUGAGCAAUCUUGGUUAUUCCAGCUCUGGAGAAGUAUUAAACUGCAACACAUAUGAGGUUGCAACAGCUUGUGCCUUGGCUCUAGGAGCAGAAAAACUAAUUUGUAUCAUAGACGGCCCAAUUCUUGAUGAGUCUAGCCGUCUCAUUCGUUUCUUAACUCUUCAAGAUGCUGAUAUGCUGGUCCGCAGACGAGCUGAGCAAAGUGAGACUGCUGCUAAUUAUGUAAAAGCUGUUAGUCAGGAGGACUUCAAUCGUUUAGGUUACCAUGGUUCCAAUGGAUCGCUCCCUUCCCAAAAUGGUGAUGUUUAUAGCCAAAGAUACAAUCCCACAUUUCAGAAUGGCAUUGGUUUUGACAAUGGAAAUGGGCUUUGGUCUAGUGAACAAGGUUUUGCAAUUGGAGGACAAGAGAAACUAAGCCGAUCAAAUGGUUACCUCUCAGAAUUAGCUGCUGCUGCUUUUGUUUGCCGAGGAGGUGUUCAAAGAGUGCACCUGCUGGAUGGCACUAUUGGUGGAGUUUUACUAAAGGAAUUGUUCCAAAGAGAUGGAGUUGGGACAAUGGUUGCUAGCGAUCUUUAUGAAGGAGCACGGAUGGCCAGGGUGUCAGAUGUUCCUGGAAUAAAGCAGUUGUUACAACCGCUAGAAGAGUCUGGAACAUUGAUCAGAAGGACUGAGGAAGAGCUGGUGAAAGCACUGCACUCAUUCAUUAUUGUGGAGAGAGAGGGCCAUAUUAUAGCAUGUGCAGCUCUCUUUCCUUACUUUGAAGAAAAAUGUGGGGAGGUUGCUGCUAUUGCUGUUUCUCCUGAUUGUCGUGGCCAAGGACAGGGAGACAAGUUACUCGAUUAUAUUGAAAAGAAAGCAUCUUCCCUUGGAUUGCAAAUGCUCUUCCUACUAACAACUCGCACAGCUGAUUGGUUUGUGAGGCGUGGGUUUUCCGAAUGUUCCAUUGAUCAUAUACCAGAGGAAAGAAGGAAAAAGAUCAAUCUUGCCCGUAGAUCAAAGUAUUACAUGAAGAAGCUGCUACCCGAUAAAAGUGGUAUACGUAUCGAUUGCACCUUUGCAUAGGAAUCAAAGGUUUUUCAUCUGUCUGUGUACAAGCUCAUAUUUAGUGAAGUAGAAAAUCAACCAAUUGUUCCUGACAACUCAAGUCAUUAUAUAAGGGGGAGAUUGAUCUUUGUUGUUACUGCCUGCUAUUUUCUUUUGCGCGGUAGGUUUGGAAGAGAACUUUGAUUACGAUGUAUGCUUAAAUCUACGUCAAUUAACGGAUCUUUUCUUUUGUGGGUUCUUGGUCUAAAUGUUUUGAAAUAAUGAGGAGAAAUUCUUGAUAGAA